Megalops cyprinoides (Indo-Pacific tarpon) is the source of this 3214-nucleotide messenger RNA. RefSeq names its product NLR family CARD domain-containing protein 3-like. The record is from RefSeq and is a predicted model, not a curated record. The transcript has 8 exons. NCBI's taxonomy places the organism in Eukaryota, Metazoa, Chordata, Actinopteri, Elopiformes, Megalopidae. Bases 47 to 3214 code for a protein of 1055 amino acids. Gene Ontology annotation, molecular function: protein binding.
AGAGUCCCCAGGAUGCAGCUGGGUAUCUGUGAAGAGUGAGAAAUCCAUGGAGCUUCCAGUAAGGUUCAGCGAUGGACACCUGCCUCCGGAUUCGCGUCUGCUGUCAGAGCUCCAGUCCAGGUGUGCAGUGUGUGAGCAGGUGAUGAAGGAGCUGGUCUCUAUUACCUGUGGACACAGUUUCUGCAGACAGUGCAUCAGCAGCUACUGGGAGCAGUCUGCUUCUGCAGGGCACUAUGCCUGCCCCCAGUGCAGGAAGAGGUCCAGAACUUGUCCCAUGCUGCACGCACACACAGCGCUGGCUGGGCCUGAGCCCCAGCAGGAAGGGUCUGAUAUCAUCAGAACAGCCCAGGAAAAGCAUCGAUCCAAACUGAAAGAAAAAUAUGGAUGCAUUUUUGAAGGGACUGCCAAGCAAGGGUACUACACUCAUCUGAGAGAAGUUUACACAGAGCUCUACAUCACAGAGGGGGACAGUGAAGGGGUCAAUAAUGAACACGAGGUGUGGCAGAUUGAGACAGCAUCCAGGACACAGACCACACAAGACACUGCAAUCAACUGCAAUGACAUCUUUAAACCCUCACCUGGACGACAGAAGCCCAUCAGAACUGUGCUGACCAAGGGGAUCGCUGGCAUUGGAAAAACAGUCUCUGUGCAGAAGUUCAUUCUGGACUGGGCAGAAGGAGAAGCCAAUCAGGAUGUUCAUUUCAUAUUGGCGCUUCCUUUUCGCGAGCUGAAUUUGGUGAAGCAUAAAGAAUUCAGUCUGACGGGGCUUCUUUACCACCACUAUCCAGAAAUGAAAGAUCUUGGCAAUAUUGAGUCUUAUAACCUCAAAGUUUUAUUCAUCUUUGAUGGUCUGGAUGAGUGUCGACUUCCUCUAGACUUCCAGAACAAUGAGAGAUGGUGUGAUGUAACAGCAUCAACAUCAGUGGACAUGCUGCUGACGAACCUCAUUAAGGGGAAUCUGCUUCCCUCUGCUCUCCUCUGGAUCACCUCCCGGCCAGCAGCAGCCAAUCGGAUCCCCUCUGACUGCAUCCACCAGGUGACAGAGGUACGAGGGUUCAAUGAUCCGCAGAAGGAGGAGUACUUCAGGAAGAGAAUCAAAGAUGACAACCUGGCGGAAAGAAUUACCUCACAUGUAAAAUCAUCCAGGAGUCUCUACAUCAUGUGUCACAUACCAGUGUUCUGCUGGAUUUCUGCUACUGUUCUGGAGAUAAUGCUGCAUGAAGCAGACAGUGAGGAAAUCCCUAAGACUCUGACUCAAAUGUACACACACUUCCUUCUGAUUCAGACCAAUCUGAAGAACUGCAAGUACCAUGGAAGAGGCGAGGUGAGCCCCAGAAAGCUCUCAGAGGUGGAUAGAGAGAUCAUUCUGAAGCUGGGGGAGCUGGCGUUCCAGCACCUGGAGAACGGCAAUCUCAUAUUCUAUGAAAAGGACUUGAGAGCAGUUGGCAUCGGCGUCGCAGAAGCUGUGGUGCGCUCUGGGGUGUGCACAGAAAUCUUCAGAGAGGAGCGUGUGACGUGUGGAGAGAAGGUGUACUGCUUUGUGCAUCUGAGCAUCCAGGAGUAUCUCGCUGCUCUGUACGUGCUGUACUCUCAUCUGAGCAAGCGGACUGACGUGCUGAUGCCCCCGGGCGGGAGGAAGGCCCGAGGCGCGUCUCUGUCGGACCUGCUGAAGGGGGCGGUGGACAGGGCCAUGGAGAGCCCCAACGGGCACCUGGACCUGUUCCUGCGCUUCCUCCUCGGGAUCUCGCUGGAGUCCACUCGGGCUCUCCUGCAAGGACUUCUGUACAAGGGCCGGGUGGAGACGGGGUGCAGUGCGGACAGCCUGGGGGACGUGGUCCGCUACAUCAAGGGGCUGAAGAGGAAGGACCCCUCCCCCGAACGCUGCAUCAACCUCCUGCACUGUCUGAGCGAGGUGAACGACACCUCCCUCGUGGGGGAAAUCCGUGCCUUCCUGGGCUCGGGCGACCGGUCUGGGAGGCUCACGCAGGCACAAUGCUCCGCCCUGGCCUUCGUCCUGCUGAUGUCCGAGGACCCGUUGGGUGAGCUCGACCUGAAGGCGUACAACACGUCGGGCGACGGCCGCAGGAGGCUGGUCGCAGCCGCGAGGAACUGCAGGAAGGCUCUAAUGAACCACUGCAGUCUGACAGGAAAGUCUUGUGAAACUGUGGCCUCGGCUCUUCAGUCAGCUAAUUCACAGCUGAGAGAGCUCGACCUCAGCAACAAUCACCUGAGAGACGCAGGAGUGAAGCUGCUCUGCACUGGGUUGAGGAGCCCACACUGUAAGCUGCACACAUUGAGGCUGGGCUGGUGCAGUCUCACAGAAGUAGGCUGUGUAGAUUUAGCUUCAGUUCUGUGCUCACCCCACUCAGAACUGACAGAGCUGGAGCUGAGAGACAAUGACCUGCAGGAUUCAGGAGUGAGAGCGCUCUCUGCUGGGCUGGAGGACUCCAGCUGUAAGCUACAGAGACUUGGGCUGUCAGGCUGUCAAGUCACAGAGAGAGGCUGUGCUUCUCUGGCUUCAGCUUUGCGCUCAAACCCCUCACACCUGAGAGAGCUGGACCUGAGCUACAAUCACCCAGGGGAGUCAGGGGUGAGAGCGCUCUCUGCUGGGCUGGAGGACCCCAAUUGUAAAUUGGAGAAACUUAAUGUGGACCACGGUGGAGAGCACAGGAUCAGGCCAGGCCUGCAGAAGUAUGCCUGUCAGCUCACGCUGGACCCCAACACCGCACACAGAGAGCUGUCUCUGUCUGAGGGGGACAGGAAGGUGACGCGGGGGAGAGAGGAGCAGCCGUACCCUGAUCGGGCCGAGAGGUUCGAUCAGAGGAGGCAGAUCCUGUGCCGGGAGGGUCUGUCGGGGCGCUGCUAUUGGGAGGCGGAGUGGGUGGAGGGCGGGGCAGCGAUCGGGGUGGCGUACAGACGUCUCGAGAGGAAAGGAGCGGGUGACGACAGCCACUUUGGGCUCAAUGCGGAGUCGUGGAGUUUGGAUUGCGCGUACAGCAGCUGCUCAGCCAGACACAACAGGAGGCGCAUCGAAACGGCAGCUCCGCCCGCCCACACAGGCCGGGUCGGGGUGUUCCUGGACUGGGCAGCUGGUGCCCUGUCCUUCUACAGAGUCUCCCCGAAAACGGUGACCCUCCUACACACGUUCCACGCCACCUUCACCGAACCCCUGUACCCUGGGUUUUAUGUCACAAGCUCGUGGUCCCUGGGCUAG